This is a messenger RNA of Colletotrichum abscissum, 1071 nucleotides long. RefSeq lists its product as uncharacterized. NCBI's taxonomy places the organism in Eukaryota, Fungi, Ascomycota, Sordariomycetes, Glomerellales, Glomerellaceae. The record is from RefSeq and is a predicted model, not a curated record. The transcript has a single exon. The coding region runs from base 1 to 1071 and encodes 356 amino acids.
AUGUGUUAUGGUUGCCGCAGACUCGGCUUCGCGGAACCCUCGCCCCCGCCUGACCCAGUGCACGACCGGGAGGACGAGGAGCCGCUGCCGCAGCCAAUCGACUUUGACAGGCCGGCGCCUCGAAAGAAGCUCCAACCGAAGCCCAAGACCAUCGUUCACUCAGCGCCUAGCCAUGACGGUAUUCCGGCUUUCGUGGCAUACUCGGUCCCCGCAGACACUCCGGAGGAUGCCGCUCUGACGCCCUUGCGCCCGGCGUACGCCUACGUCUUUUAUGACACUUCUCCUGGCGCGCUUGAUCCGGGACGCACUGAGGACCUGGCCCGCGCCAUAUUUGACGGCACCAAAGAUAGCCGCAGCUCUGACGGGCUGCCAGACAGAGUUGAAGUCUUUGCUAUGCCCCUCCCAGCUCUGCCCGGAACAGGGAGCCCGUAUUCUGCCGAGGACGUGGGGCUUGACCUCGUUCUUUCACAAGAGAGCCCCUGGUAUGCCCGUCUCGCCGCACGCGCGUCGCGGGACCCUCAGGACGCACACUGUCUCCAGCACGCCGCAGCUUGCAUACUUCAUCACGAGAGGGAAGUCCAGAAUCGUCUGGCCAUCGCGGACAGGGCGGAGGCGGUUUCAUGGUACCUCCCAGAAGGAUUAAGUAACGCCUACUAUGCCCGUCGCAUUGUGGUUGUCGAUAGGCUUAAUGAUAAACCCAAGAACCUGCCCGGCCUUAUCCGUUGGCAGGAGGCGCUCGCCUGGACACAAAGUCUUCCAAGCGAAGCAAGAAACCCGGAUAUCAACAUGGUGGAGAGGGCUGAGAGCAGCCCGUACGGAAGAGGGUUGCUGGUCAAAUGGCGGUCUCGCGACCAGCACGAUGAUGAUGAGGAGGACGAAGGAACACCGCCACUCAACUGGGACAAAGUCGCGUUUGAAAUGAUAGGAGAGUCGGCGUUGAGUUCCUGCCGAUAUGGGGUAGAUGUUCUCUACAGGCAUUUCAUCCCCGACGGCGUAUUCGAUUUUGAAAGAGAGAAGGCUCGUGAACGAGGAGUAGUUGAUGGAGUGGACUUGCCGAUGCAAGCUAGAUAG